UCAAUGCGAAGGUAAUAAUAUGCACAAUCUUUUUCUUCUAGGAAUACUAGUGCUAUUCUGAAUUUGGUACAUCCAAAAAAUAAAUAUGGAUUCCACUUUGGCCCUCCUGUUUUCUCUGCUGCACGUUUUAAGUGUGUGCUCAGCUGCUCCUCUGCCAGGAGAAGUAGUGAAGAUGAAAUCAAAAGUGAAAUGGAUGGCCGAACAGCUGGUGGUGAGGCUCAACAAAGACGUCCAGGUCCCGGCUGGUCUGACUCUCGGCCCACCUGCUGAUGACUCGGAUGGACCUUACUCCAUCGUGGCGGUCUUGGAGGGCUAUAACAGCCUGAUCUGUGACACCUUCAACGGGGUCGCUCAGGUCAAGUUGGACAUCUCUUCGCUGACAGGUUACCUGGAUCAGUGGAGGCAGGGUCACUGCAGUGAGCAGCGGCCAAAGCCCUCAGUGCCGGGGCCGAUGCAAGAGCUCGAGCGGCGAAAGGAGUUCAUCCACACGGUGAGCAUCGAGGCGCUCAUGAGGGUGAAGGAGACCCUCCGUCUGCUGCUCGACAAUCUGGAUCAUCUUGAGACUUGUUGAAGGACAGCCAUGAGGACAGAGCUGCAUCCGUGA
This is a messenger RNA of Pseudoliparis swirei, 604 nucleotides long. RefSeq names its product leptin-like. NCBI's taxonomy places the organism in Eukaryota, Metazoa, Chordata, Actinopteri, Perciformes, Liparidae. The transcript has 2 exons. Bases 86 to 571 code for a protein of 161 amino acids. The record is from RefSeq and is a predicted model, not a curated record.